This is a messenger RNA of Lineus longissimus, 12124 nucleotides long. RefSeq lists its product as uncharacterized. The coding region runs from base 108 to 3212 and encodes 1034 amino acids. Gene Ontology annotation, molecular function: protein binding. The record is from RefSeq and is a predicted model, not a curated record. The transcript is spliced from 6 exons. NCBI's taxonomy places the organism in Eukaryota, Metazoa, Nemertea, Pilidiophora, Heteronemertea, Lineidae.
ACUUCCUGAUGUCAUUUCGAUAAAAUAUUGUUAAUUUCUGGUCAAUUUAUCCGCCUAAUUACCUAAACAUGGUGACCUGAAGCCCCAUCAACAACUCACAAAUAACCAUGGAUCUUGACAAUGGCACCCAAACAAAGGGUAGCAGCUCAAGUUUGAACAAAAUAAAGAAGAGCACAGCAACAACCCCCAAUGAGGAGAGAGUACAACAUAUCGGAAAUGACCUGUGCAAGAUUGACGAUUACAAGAUUGUGUAUACAAAAGCGGCAGAUAAUCUGAAACGGCGGGCCAUCGUCCUUGUCAAGGAAAACAACACAUGGGGCUUCACAUUACAGACGUAUGGUAUCCACCAUAAAGCCACCAAGGAGGUCGAGAUGUUGACAUACGUGGAUUACGUAGCAUUCGAUGGACCUGCACAUAAAGCAGGCAUGAGAGCAGGUGAUGUGAUUCUGUCAAUCAAUGGGGAGAGCAUGGAAAAUGUAAACCAUCCUUCUCUGGUUGAUCACAUCAUGAAGUGCAAUGACAAAAUAAGGAUGGUUGUUUUCUUUGAAGAUUGUGUGAGAAAAGUCGAAAUGCACCAGCGGAUAAUAAAACUCCAGAAAGUUCUUGAAAAUAAAGAGAAAGAGUUCUUGGCUUUGGAAGAACAAGAGAGAAAGAUCAUAGAGGGCAUUCACUUGGAGUCCUCGAGCUCUGAGUAUGAGACGGAUGAAGAUGAAGAUGAGACUCACAGGAGUAACAUCAGCAUUGAGGUGACCCCGCCUGAAGCGCUCAUUGAGUCCCCGGCACGUCGGGCAAGCAUGCUGGGUAAUCAGUUCGUACAGAUGUUCGCGCCCGACUCCUGUGCAUUGACAGAUGUCGGCGCAGUCAGUCCACGCCCAGAGCGGUUUCGUGCUUCGCCAAGUUUCGGGCGCAGGUUUCUUAGACGGCAGGCACCGUUGGAAAGGGAUUAUAAAACGAGCCAAGAUUUUCAAAAGAUUUCGCCAUGUCUUGUACGGAAGGAGCGUGGUUUUCAACCUAUUUCGUCAUCGGAUGAUGAAUCUGGAGAUGAUUCAAAAGAGAAGUCUGAAAGUCAGAAAGGUUUAAUGAAAGACAUUGCUAAGGGUAAUAUUAAGAUCGUUCCUAAGGCUGAUGUCAAUAUCGUUGCUAAAGUGAAAAUGGAGAACCAUAAAGUUACUGGUAAUGAGUCAAAGCAAGCCGCAGGUGAGACCGUUAGUCACGUCGAUAGCAUUGAUGAUAGCGGCUUGCAUGUUGUUGUUAACAAGAAGGCAGCAGCAGUGCUCGGCCUCUGCGACAUGACGCCAGAAUCGCAGAAAGUCCGCAAACGUAGCAGCUCGGGUUCACACGAUCCGUCACCAGUGCUGGAACAGGGUGAAGGACAGGGGCAGAGCAGCUCUCCUAAACCUGCACCAGAAAUUAAGGCAGGUGGUUGUGAGACUGAUUUGACUAUCGGUAAGAAGGCAGCACGUUUCCUUGGCUUGUGCGAGCCUGAACUAGAGUCAAAGAAACCGCAACGCAGUCACUCUGCAAAUGAAAAGGACAUGGUCCGACCAAGUUCUGAGAUUUUCGCACUCAGAAAUGAAGAAAAGGAUGUCUCUCGGCCCAAGUCACAGUUUUUCAUUGCGCUGCCAGGUGGGGAUGAUGACGCUGUCUUUCGUGAAAUAGAAUAUCAAGAGUCCCAAAGGAGGCGCUCUUCUCAGUUCUACAUAUCCUUAGACGAGAUUGAGGGUGAUGCACAGGAUUCAAGCAGCAGCAGCUACGCAAAAUUGCGAGAUUCAAACGCCGUGGACUCCCUUGUCGCUAAAACUGAAGGUCAGGAAGGUGGAAAUGAACAUCUAAUAGGUGGCGCUGUUAGAGGUGACUUUACAAAAGUGAAAAGUGGCGCCAAAUCACGACCUGGUGUCUUGGUUUAUCACUACAACACAAGGCCGGCGAAUAUCUUACAAAUUGGUAAAAGUUCUUCUCUUGGAGAUUUAUAUCCUAUGGACAAGAAUUCUGAGACGCACGCGAAACGGCAUGAACUGAAAUUUAUCCGAUCUCAGAGUGAGGCUGUUGAGAUUGGGUACAGUUACGGAAGCCUUGGACGUAAACGGCAUCAUAGGAAAAAACCCAAAAGUGGUGCGUUGGUUCAUUCUCAGAGCGUUAGUAGUGAUGUGCCGCAAAUAAUGAAAGAUAAGGUUGUGCCGCAUUCUGCCAGUUCUCCUGUCGUGCAGCAAGCAGGAUUUUCAAAGUUGCAUUCAGAACAUUCAGCAUUAGGUAUUGUGAGUGAAAAGAAAGUUGAACUGGGCGAAGCUGUGAUAGGACCAGAACUCAAAUCAUCUGGGUCGGUGUAUUCGGGAAUGCAAGGCCAGAAAACCAUGCGUUCGAGUCCGCGGAGUAUCACUCCAACUCCGCUUGGGACGGCGUUGACACGCAAUGCACCCUGGGGAGAAGGAGAACUUGAAAAAGUUGUCACUCAGAAAUUACGACAUGAUAGUGCAGGGGUGGUUUUAGAUGAAACGAAAAUCAAAAAGCAGGCGACAUCACAUGCUGUGGGAGGGCUAGAAAAAGAGCAUGAGGUCCGCACAAAAUCUGAAAGCAAUCUUGGGAAGAAGUCACGCAAGAACCAGGGAAUGUAUGUGGUAGCUACAGGGGAUGGAUUUUCAAAAGCAGAUUUGGAAAUUCCUGUAUUUCAGGAUGAAUCCCAGGAUGUGAAAUUGGUCAGGUAUGAACCGGUUAGUGAGCAGAUGCAGAAUUCUAUUGAGAGUUCUACUGAUGAUAUAAAAAUCAAAAAGCACAAGUCAAGAAAACAGGACCGGUCUGUUCGAUCUGCGUUGGAAACUGAAAAAUUGAAUGAAUCUCGGGCAAGAAGUCCCGCUGUUCUUGUAGCUCAAAGAAAUGUUGACAAGGCCAACACUGGUUGUGAGAGAGUACAAGACAACGAAUCAGAAAGUACGAACAUUCCAAAAGUUCAUAGCUUAGCGGUCCAGACUGGGGAUCAUAAGUCUGCAAGCAAAGACAAUGAACCUGGGUCACUGGUAAGCACUGCAAGUGACUCUGUUUUAGAGGGGCCGGAGUCGAAACAAGAAAUUGUGAACAUUUCAAGUUUUCAACAAAAUGAGGUGCCACAGUCGUCGGUUAUUUUUGAGGAAAGCAAAGCGCAGAAAUACUCCUUUGACGGGACGUGUAUACGUCUAGGGGAGUUGAUUAAUGAGGAUGAUGAGAUCACUUGGUUGUGAUUGAUUAAUUGGUCCAAGGAGCAUUCAACUUCUAAACAAUGGUAUCAGACCAGAGCAGUCAAGUUUUCACCCAAUAACCUUUGUAAGAAGCAAGGAUGUUUAAAAUAAGUCUUACUAGGUUUAGGUUAGUAAUCAGUCAAUUUCGUGAUAACCGUAAUUUAACAUGUCAGAGCUGAGUGUGAUUUAGAUCAUCAUAUACAACGACUACUGUAAACCGCAUUAUAAAACUAGGGAAUUUCGUAGCAGUUUGCCUUAAACUGUGGCUUUAUAACUAUUAUAUGCCUAAUUUUAUGACCUUGGCUGAUAUGAAUAAAGGUGAAAAUGAGCAAAUGCUAUUACUGGAAACUUAAUGCACAUGUACAUAUAUAUGUACAUAUACACUAGGCCUUUCUUUACAAAACUGAAGUAAAUGCAUACUGUAGUCCAUUUGUAAAUUUUAUGUCCAUUCGAUGGGGCUCUGGAGCGCAAAGUGUUAAUUUAUUUAAAGUUUGCUCUUCAUUGACCUGUGCUUUACAACCAAACAGGAUGUUUAGGGUUAUGUAAGCAUUGUCACUGCAGAGAUCAAACAAUUCUUAAGCAUAGCCCAAUGACCAUUUUGGGGGUCACCUUGUGCUGAUAGGCCAUAUUUUGUUUCUGGGUACUUCCCAUUCAUAUUUUACCCAUGAAUGUACACAAAAAAUAAUUACCUGAAGAUUUCACCAAAAUUGACUGAGAAAAAAAUGAAUGGAGCGGAAAAUCACAAAUCCAGUGCAAUACCUCAAUGAGCAUAAAGAAAUACAAAGAAUUUUUUUUGUUACUGUGGUAACUGAAAUGAGGAAAUCUUAUUUGGUCGCAAACCUCGGAUCAAUAAAAACCAAACUCGAAAGAAAUCUGCCCAGUAGUUUGCACUCCAGAGCCCAUUAAAUGUACAAAUGAACUGUAGUUUGAUAUCAGCCCUUGUCUUUUUUUAUUACUGCUGAGUGAAUAGUCACUGCUGCCUGAAGUUAAACAAUGCUGAAGUUACUUGUCCAUCUUUGCUGAAACCUCAAAGCCAAAAUUUUGUGAUUUUCAAAAACCAUAUCUUAAAAUAAAAUGGCCAUAAAUGCGCAUUGACUUCUGAUGUCAAAGUCUCUGCAAUACUUGCAGUAUUAAAAUAUCAGUCUGGAUAUCCUAAGACAGUUGGUGUUUUACAAAGAUAGUUGCUGUGCAUGUGUUGGCUGCUGCUCGCAUCAAUCUUUGUAAUUUUUAUAAUAGGCUGCAACAAGGGCCAUCCACAAAUGCAUAAAAGCCAUGCAUUUGACCUUAAAUGCUGAAGGAAUCCCAACCAGUUUUGAAGAUUUUUAAUUCAGUAAAACUGUUAAAAACAGGGAUAUUAUUCAUGUAAAAGAAACACAUCUUGAUUAUUUCUUCGAUUUAUGAACGAAUCUUAAUGGAUGAAAUUCGAUAUUUGUGGCAAAAUCAAAUCAAGAAACAAAAUAACGGGCAAAAGUGCCAAAGUAAGUUUUUAAUCAGACAUACUUUUCAAUGUCACAGAGGUAAAUAGCUUAAAUUGACCGUUAUUAGUUUUUUUGGCAAUUUUGCUCAUCAGCCAAAUAGUUCCUGUUUUCUCACAAAAACCCUUUCAGCUAUAUCUCAUGAAUGCUGAAUAGUCCACAAAGCCCACUAUCAUGUCACCUCGAUGUCCUUGGGCUGCGUGGGUUAAGCUCGCCAUGCAAUGCUAUUUUUAUUCUCCUUUCAAGUAGAAUAUCUGUCAAAUCAUCAUAGACAAUGAUAUGAUUUGUAUGUUUUGUUUGUGAAUGUAUAUGUUUGUUUCAUAUUCUGGGCAAAUGUGCGAUUGAAAUAUUCACAUUUUGGCUCACCGUAGGGAGUCUUCCCUAGCGUCCGGCGUUUGUAUCCUGUUACAAACAGUGGCAUUUAUGGUACAUGUAGGUACUCCUACAAGUAGGUGACAGAGAUCAAAUGAUGUAAGUUGGCCAUUUGAGUGUAACCAUGGCACAAUUCUUAACCGUAAAAGCUAUGAACUAUAAACAUGGUACACAUGACCCCCUACGUUAGAUAACCUCCGAAGCCAAAUUUCGGUCCGAUCUGAAAAGCGAUUUUGAGACAUGGAUGGUACACAUUUAUCAUCAAACGGAGGGUGUGUUGUGAUAUCAGUACACAGCGGGCAAUCCUACUGGAAGCUUGUGGGUUUCUUCAAGGCAUAAGCGUGAUUUCAGGAUGGAUAUAAUGGUGUUUAUAGUAUAUUUAAACUUGUUUAGCUGUGAAGGUCAAAGUUAGAUAUGUCCAUUUAUGUAAAUUUACACGUUUAUACCUCUUUUGUUCUUUAAAUAUGUACAGUCCAUGCUGAAUUCUUUAGCCAGUGUGUCCAUGUACCAACAAUUUUAGGAGGAUGUAGGUAGCAUAUGUCACCUUUCAUAACCAAAUAUAAUAUGUAGUUGUACUUAUCCAAGUUCUUGUACCUACAGUAGGACCUCUCUAAUGAGGAUACCCUAGGGCAGACAAAUGAUGUCCUUGAUGUCAGGUUUGACAGAAACAUGACUAUGAAAGAUCAUAUUCGCAACAUGUGUAAAUCCAUGUACUUCUCCUUGUACCGGAUAGGUCGGAUCUGCAGGUUCCUUGACCAAGCCAGUGCUGAACGCCUUGUCCAUGCUUACGUCACCUCAAGGCUGGAUAUGAGCAAUGGGCUUCUGUACGGUUUACCGGACCAAACCAUUGCUCCGCUCCAGCGGGUACAGAACUCAGCCGCUAGGCUUAUCUGUGGUACGAGGAAGCGUGAUCACAUCGCCCCCAUCUUGAAGCAGCUCCAUUGGCUCCCAGUAAAGAGCCGAGCUGUCUUCAAGGUGCUGGUGAUAUGUUUCAAGGCCCUCGAUGGACUUGCGCCAUCAUAUCUGUCUUCACUUUUGCAGCGUAACGAAGGUGGGCGCCUUACCUGGUCAUCCUGUUCAGAGUGUCUCCUUGUACCUCACUCAAAAUCAAAAUACGGGGAUCGCAGUUUCUCUGUGGCUGCCCCUUAUCUCUGGAAUCGACUCCCCAAAGCAAUUACAUCUGCUGAGACCCUCACCCAAUUCAAAUCCCUUCUUAAAACACACUUAUUCAAUCUUCACUUAAAAAAAUAGAGGAGGUAGCGCUUUGAGCAGGGUGAGUGACCUGGAAAGGUGCUUUACAAAUUCUAUAUUUAUUUAUUUAUAUUUAAUUGAGAGGUGUCCUGAUUUCAAAGGUCAAAUUCAAUAUACCUCUCCAAUUUUGGACCUGACUGAAUGCAGGGACCUUUACAGGAAGGGUCUCCUUGAGAAAGGUGUCUGCUAAGGAAGGUUCCACUUUUUUUCAUUCCAAAAAAUAUUAUUCAGCAUAUUCGUACAAUCAUCCGAUAGAUAUUAUACAGAGAAUUUUGCUACAGAAUCAAAAUCUUCUAGUAAAUUUUCAAACAGCUUUUUUGGCCAAAUUUCUACAGGUCAAUACUUCUUUUCAGCAAGUCUUGAUGCAUUCCACAUGAUCAAUAGAAUUUUGUGUUUUGUUGCAAAAAAGUAUUUUUUGACCCACCGCUGAAUUAUUACUCCACAAGAAAAUACUCUAAGUUUCCUAAAUGUCUUUUAAGUGCAGGAAGUUGUUUGACUCCAUAUCCUCUUUAAUGAGAUUCUAACUGGCGGAGAGUUAAUUUCAAAACAAAAACAUUCCUUGAGAACACUUUCCAUGAUUUUGGAGAAGUUUGCACAUACUUUUUUUGACAAAUUAUGAUGUUUUUCAUAGCAUGUCUACUGGAUCAGUGCAUUUAGCGUAUAUUAUAAUACAACGUAUUCCAUUUGAUCGUUCAAAAUUUGGUAGUUCAUAUUGACUUGCCAAGGUAUGAGAUGAUCUCCCAUGCUUGCAUCCGCGGUGUGGCGCUGUGAGCGUUUUAAGACACUUGACGAAAAAGGAAAAACAGCAAAACAUGUGAAUGAUGAUGAUGUAAUUUGUUAAUCAAACAAUAGAAUGUACUCCAUCACCGUCUAUCUAAGGUUGCUAUGCUAGACAUAUGUCAUUGACUUGGAGUGUUCGCAGUUGUGGUUACUGCUGGAGGCAAAAUGUUGAAACCCUUGCAGCGGAACAAUGAAGGGGGUUUGAUCAGAGUGCAGGUUUCCUUUGUCUGAUACAACUGAGGGAAUCAAUCGGGAACUAAUAUUGUUGAGAAAUUAUAUGUAAAUCGUAGUUAAAUCAUAAUUCUAUUAUGGUCGAGAUGGGCAUUUGAUAUAAAAAAUCCAUUUAUUGUUAUUGAACGUAUUGUAUUGUACAGUUUUGUAUGUGAGUAUUAAAAGGUAAAAUGAAUUGAUGUCAAAAGUUAUUUAUAAAUGUAUAGUUGAUGUUUAUAUAAAUUCCGAUUUCAUUGUACAGAAAGAUAAUGUUUUUGCAGUCCAACAGAUAGUGGGAGAUUACGCGAUAGCCAUUAGAAAUUGUUUCAUUCUUGAUUAAUGUAAGACAUUUAUUGAAGUUGUUCACAUUUUAGAGGCUGAAACUGUUUGACCCGGAAGCAGGACAAUUACCCCCUGGACAUAUAGCCCCAGACUUUUACCCCCAGACGUUUACCCCCUGAACAUUAACCCCCCAGACUUUUACCCCACUGGACAUUUACCUCAAUGUACAAACUAUUUUACAGUUUAAAUAAAGGAUAACACUUGACAAUGUAGCCCAACUCUACAAGACCCCGCCAGAUAACCCAACUCUCAUAUAACACUCUAACCCCAAUCUUCUUGACCCUGUCAGAUAACACUUUAACCUAACUCUACAAGAUAACCCAAAUCUCAUAUAACACUCUAGCCCCAAUCUUCUUGGCCCUGUCAGAAAACACUUUAACCUAACUCUACAAGAUAACCCAAAUCUCAUAUAACACUCUAACCCCAAUCUUUUUGGCCCUGACAAAUAACACUUUAGCCUAACUCUACAAGAUAACUCAAAUCUCAUAUAACACUCUAGCCCCAAUCUUCUUGGUCCUGACAGAUAACACUUUAGCCCAACUCUACAAGACCCCACCAGAUAACCCAACUCUCAUAUAACACUCUAGCCUCAAUCUUCUUGGCCCUGACAGAUAACACUUUAGCUCAACUCUACAAGACCCCGUCAGAUAACCCAACUCUCAUAUAACACUCUAGCCUCAAUCUUCUUGGUCCUGACAGAUAACACUUUAGCUCAACUCUACAAGACCCCGUCAGAUAACCCAACUCUCAUAUAACACUCUAGCCCCAAUCUUCUUGGUCCUGACAGAUAACACUUUAGCCCAACUCUACAAGACCCCACCAGAUAACCCAACUCUCAUAUAACACUCUAGCCUCAAUCUUCUUGGCCCUGACAGAUAACACUUUAGCUCAACUCUACAAGACCCCGUCAGAUAACCCAACUCUCAUAUAACACUCUAGCCUCAAUCUUCUUGGCCCUGACAGAUAACACUUUAGCUCAACUCUACAAGACCCCGUCAGAUAACCCAACUCUCAUAUAACACUCUAGCCUCAAUCUUCUUGGCCCUGACGGGUAACACUUUUAAUAGCCUAUCUCUACUUGACUCUGACAGAUAACACUAUAGACCAACUCAACUUGGCCCCGACAGAUAUAGCCCAACUCUACUUGGCUUCCACAUAUUCCUAAAAUAUUAAAAUGGUGCACAGUUUUAAUCAAAAGACGUUGAUUAUAUUCUAUUUGUGAAGUAAUCGGUAUGAAAUUUAGUGUGGUUUUGUGCAAUUAAUUGUAAUUUAUAAUAUCCAUUGUCUUUAUAUUCAGGCCAUUCAACAAAAAUAUUGCUUGUUUAUUGUCACUAAACCUGAUUUCACACUGUUGGCAAGAGAGGGACUUUUACUAAAACUGUACUGCUGCCAUUGAUUGCCUCUUCUCCCGUUGUCAGCAUUUGCAAUAAGUGAUGGGGCAUAUCAGUGCAGUUUCUAUUUGCCACCAAUUAUGACCCAUUGUUCAACUCGAACCAGGAUUGUUUACCCUCACUGAUUCCACUGUUCAAAGAAUCUGGAACAAAAUCUGAUAUAAGUUUAUUCAUGCAAGGUCACAAUUCCAGUGAGGAUACCUGUUGUUAAUAAACAGGAGAAUGCAAAAACAAACAAUACUGGGUCUGGGAAUAACAGCUUGUAUCUACAAGAUAUCUGGUGGGUCUCAUUGAUUUUUGUAACAACCGUAGGGUGCCAGAAGCUGGUAUAGACCUCCCCUAGGCACAUGGAACCUUCAUAGUACAGUACCUCAUUCAAGCAGCUUGACAUUUCGAUGGACGAAAUAUAAAAAUUUUGCACAAAAAGCCGGGUUGUGAUGAUAAACAAGUGAACAUUUUUGAAUGCCAAACAUGGCCGAGGCCUUUGAUUCUACAGACUAUUUGUAAUAUGCAUGGUGCUCAACUUCAUGGUGAUAGAGAUGUUUGGUUUUAGGGAAUGUCUCUCCUUGAAUUUGUAAGAAUAUUCCAUGAAAUCUUACAUUAAUUUUUUUAGCCAAAAAGUGUUUUAAUGAGAGUUCUGUAUCAAUAAGCUAAAGCAAAAUAUUUCGACAAAUUCCAAUUUAUCUAGCAAAUUUAAGGUGAGGCAGCAGAUCGUUAAUGUAAGUCCAUCCAUAACCUACCGGUAUUUAGUAUUAUGAUAUUCUUUUAUUUUGCCUUACAUUGCCAUGGUAACCUCAGUAUAUUUUGGUGUGGUAACCAUGGUUAGAGACAUCUCCUACUAUUUUUGUAGAAUCCUGGUUGUGACAUUAUUCCGAGAUUUGACUGUUUCCAAGAUCAGUCAUUUUUCAUAAUUCUGUAUUAUGAUGGUAGCCAUGGUUAUUACAAAAUUUUGUUGCCAUGGUUACCCAUCAACAAGAUAUAUCCACUUCACUGUUGAGAACUCGGUGCACUGCACAGAACUGAUUUCUGUCGAUCAUCAUUUUUCAAUGUCCAAAUGCGAGAACAUCGGAUUUUGCAAUCGUAGAAACUGUAAGUGUCAGUCUCAUUUGCUACCAACUCUGCUUUUUGGAGUUUGCAUCUGAAGAAGACAAUAGCUGGAAUUUUAAGUAGAUAAAAAUGUGUGUGAUGUAUUCAAUGAGUUUCCGAUACAAUGUUGUUUCUUGUGAGAAAUUUGUUGGCCCUAUUUUGAAAUCCUCAAAAGCUGAUUUGUGUUUUCACUGUUUUCUGUGCCAUCCACUUGAAUUUCUUAUAGUCUUCAUCGUGGAGAUUUGGACGGUGUCAGCAAGGCACUGUCCACUCUGGUUACCAAAGCGCUAGCAGACGACAAUAAUAAAUUUGAAAGCACAGGCUGGUUCAACUGCGAAUAUUUCCUGUUCUAUGGCACUCGUCGUGGAUUUGCUGGUUGGUAUUUCUAGAUGAAAACUUGAACACAUCUGUUCAUAGGUUCAUACUGAAGUGCCUGUCCUAAAUAAGUAGAGAAAGCCUUGUUAGACAGAGCUAACCUUUGAUUAUGAAGGGAUUUUUAAAUGAAGGUGACCAUGGUCUGUCUAUGUGCUCUACCACAGCUUUCAAUGACUUGAUGUAGCUGAAGAAGCACUCGUGGCAUGGCCUAUCAAGGAGCUGCUCACGGUGCUGAACCUCUAGCUUGCCUGUCGACUAAGUGCAUUGCCCGAGACCUUGCUAGGAGGAGCACUAUAGUGGUGAUAUUGUAUUUGGUUCGAGCCAUUGAGCAGCCGACAUGACAUGUGAAGGCAUAUCUGAGUUCUUCUUCUCCGUAUAAAAAGGGGCUUAUCGCUAACUAAGGAAUGAGGCAUAUUGAUAUUCACAUUGCCUCAUCACCUCUAUCGGACUAAUUGAUAUACAUUUAUAUCCAAGCUGCAGCACAGGGUCCGAGUCUGUGGACAAUUGGUUGGUUUAAUUUGUCUUUUUGAUGCUGCAUUAGAUUUUCUUUGCAAUUCAAUCUUUCGACCGGUGCAAUUCAAGAUAAAGCCCAUUUGAACCUGUCUGUGCCACAGGUAUAAUGCUAGUGGUUAUAAUUUUCGCAACUUAGGCAGAUAGAUAUAAGCGCAAUUUGUACCCGUAAUUAUGCGUAGGGCUACAAAAACACUGAUUUCUCCACUUAUUCAGGACAGCUUCAUCAAUAUAAAUCUAUUAACAGAUGUAUUUAAUCUAUCAUCUAGAAAUACCAACUGGCAAAUCAACGUCGAGUGCCAUCGAACAGGAAUAUUCGCAGUUGAAUCUGCCUGUGCUUUCAACUUGUUUGCUGUCAUCUGCUUGUCCUUUGGUAACCAUAGUGGAGACAGUGCCUUGCUGACACCGUCCGAAUCCCCACACUGGUCUUGACAACUGAUCAUGAAUAACUCUCUUGCUGCCAAAGUGUUUGAUUUUUUUGUUGGCAUGUUGAGCAUGCAUCCAAGGUGAAGUUUUGUUGUCAAAAGUCAUGUCAAAUCACAAUAUGUGACCCGUCACAGCAAAACCAGGCGCAUGUAGCUCUGAGCUCGGCAGGUUGAGGCGGACUGUUUGUUCAUUUCUCUAUUCACUGUCUGCCUUUUGUGAAAUAUGAGCACAUCAAUUUCUGCCGUUAUCUCCUGGUGUCAUCUACGCUGGUCGGGGGUUCUGUGCGACAUGCACCUGGUUUUGCCAAGAACUAAAUUAAUAAAGUGUUUGGUUGGAACUACAGGUGUAGGUGUUUUAAAGGUACUUCGGGCCUGCUAUGUUGAUGAUGAACAGGUAUUUCAGAAAUGAAAUAAAAAGAAAUGACAAAGCUAGUCAGUGCACAGAUUUGUUUUUCUUGAUUUUCUCAAAAUCAACUUAAGUGUGCCUGACUACCUUUUCACCAUCACACCCACAGUUGACAGAUAUGGGUGAAUCAAGAUACUAGUUAGAUGCUGCCUCAGUUAAGGUAUAGUAUGUCAUGUAGAUCAUGUGUAUCAAUACUAUCAUGUGUCCAUAUGUUACUUAUAUCAUUUUUAAUGAUAUCAAAGAUUAUGUGUAAAAUAAUCAAAUAAAAUGAAUAUGUAUUGAUAACAGAAAA